Habropoda laboriosa is the source of this 1766-nucleotide messenger RNA. It is a transcript of the gene Gk1, whose product is annotated as glycerol kinase. Gene Ontology annotation, biological process: triglyceride metabolic process; glycerol metabolic process; glycerol-3-phosphate biosynthetic process. The record is from RefSeq and is a predicted model, not a curated record. The transcript is spliced from 9 exons. Gene Ontology annotation, molecular function: glycerol kinase activity. The coding region runs from base 50 to 1603 and encodes 517 amino acids. Gene Ontology annotation, cellular component: mitochondrion. Lineage: Eukaryota; Metazoa; Arthropoda; Insecta; Hymenoptera; Apidae.
AUAAUCUUAAAUUUUUUUUUUCAAUACCAAGUUCUAAGUGAAAAAAAACAUGCCUCAAAACAUCAAUCGUUCGGGGCCAUUCAUAGGUGCGAUCGACGAAGGAACGAGUAGCGCUAGAUUCUUAGUAUUUGAUGUACUACAUAGAAAAGUAGUAGCAUCACAUCAAAUUGAAAUUAAACAGAAAUAUCCACAAGAAGGAUGGGUGGAACAAGAUCCAAAAGAGAUCUUACAAGCAGUUCGAGAAUGCAUAAAAAAGACUAUAGAAAAAUUAAAAGAUAUUGGUUUGAGUGUAUCAGAUAUCAAAGCAGUUGGGAUUACCAAUCAAAGAGAAACUACCUUAAUGUGGGAUAAAAAUACAGGAGAACCAUUGCACAAUGCAAUUGUAUGGCUGGAUAUGAGGACAACUACAACUUUGGAAGAUAUAUUAGAUAGUGUACCAAAUAAGACAAGAAACAAAAAUUAUUUAAAACCACUUUGUGGUCUUCCAAUGUCACCAUAUUUUAGUGCUCUUAAAAUACGUUGGCUUAUUGAUAAUAUACCACGUGUUAAGCAUGCAGUAGAUGAAGAGACAUGUGCUUUCGGAACAGUUGAUACAUGGCUCCUUUGGAAUCUAACCAAAGGACAGUUACAUGUAACAGAUGUAUCAAAUGCAUCUCGUACUAUGUUAAUGAAUAUUGAAUCAUUAAAAUGGGAUCCUUUAUUAUGUCGAUUUUUUGGAAUUCCACAACAUAUUUUGCCUGAAAUACGAUCCAGUGCUGAAGUAUAUGGAGUAGUUGCAAAUCCAGAAGUUCUUGCUGGUGUACCUAUAGCAGGGUGUGUAGGUGAUCAACAAGGAGCACUUCUUGGUCAACUGUGCUUAAAACCUGGGCAAGCAAAAGCUACUUAUGGGACUGGUUGUUUCUUGCUUUAUAAUACUGGAAAUGUUGUAUUAGAUUCCAAUCAAGGUCUUAUAACAACUAUUGCAUAUAAACUGGGUAAAGCUCCAGCAACUUAUGCAUUGGAAGGCUCAGUAGCUGUAGCUGGAGCAGCUUUAUCAUGGUUGCGUGAUAACAUGCAACUCUUCAGUAACAUUACACAGUCUCAAGACAUGGCAGAACGUGUAAGAUGUUCUGGAGAUGUAUAUUUUGUACCCGCAUUUUCUGGUUUAUACGCACCAUAUUGGCAACAAGACGCACGAGGGGUAAUUUGUGGUAUUACUGAAGAUACACAACAGUAUCAUAUCGUUCGGGCAGCAUUGGAAGCUGUCUGUUUCCAAACACGCGACAUUUUAGAAGCAAUGGUUAAAGAUUCUGGAACGAAACUAACGAAUUUACAAGUUGACGGUGGAAUGACUGUAAAUAAUUUACUUAUGCAGCUACAAGCUGAUAUAACGGGAAUAAAUGUUGUGAGACCCAAUAUGGUAGAAACAACAGCAUUGGGAGCAGCUAUGUUAGCUGGUGUUGGGGCUGGGGUUAUCGACAUCAACGAUGUGGAUGCAUCGCAAGUUACAAAGUUUUCACCAGCUAUUGGAGAAGAUGAAAGAGACUUGAGGUAUUCUAAAUGGAAAAUGGCUGUGGAAAGGUCUAUGAAGUGGGAUAGCGCUUCCGCUUUAAUGAAUAAUUGAAACAAAAGCAAUAUGCACCUCCCAAUAAUAAAAAGAAAAAUAGAAAAUUCAAUUACAUCUCAAUCAAAAAAGAUUGUGUAAAGAUAAAUGCUGAAUAUGAAAGUUUUAAAUUUAAUAUAUUACAUUAUUUAAGCGCAACAAGCUACAGGUUAUAGAAAACAGG